AUUUUAUUUUCUUAUGUCGAAAUUGGUAAAUGCGCUUCAACAGCAAGAAGAAGAAUAUAGACAUCGUCCACCGAUACACCUUCGAACUUCAAAGAGUUCAACCAUACGACAUAACUUACUUUCACCUACAAGGACAACCAGUAGCACCUUGAGAGGCAAUUCGACGAGUCGACGAAGAACAAACAGUUUCAAUUCAACUGUCAAAAAGGACGUUAAAGUACUACCGAGACUAGAAGAAGAGAACGCAAGCUUGCCUCCUCAGGAUUCCGUUGAGUUUAUACUUGCUCAGAUCGAAAGACAGAAUGCGAAACUAGAUGAAGACCCCAAGUCAGUCUGUAUUCAAUCAAACCAGCUCAAGGCUAAUCUGUCAACGAUUCAAAAACUAACUACGAAUAAACAAGAAGAUAAUAUCGAUUGGGAAUUCUGGACAGCAUUAACAGAGGACUUUAGUUCGGUUGCUUUAAAACUACCACAUCUUGUCUCAGCAAAACUCAGGGCAGGUAUUCCAUCCAAAGUCAGAGGUGUCAUUUGGCAGGCUAUGUCUCAGUCGGCCUCUCUUAAUUUGGAAACAAUGUAUGGACAGCUUGUAGCGGAGCAUUCUCCUUAUGAAAGAAUCAUUCAGCGUGAUCUAGCUCGUACUUUUCCAGGUAUCGACAUGUUCAAGCAGGAAGGAGGUCAUGGACAGCAGUCGCUUGAGCGUGUGUUAUCAGCCUACAGUCUCUAUGACUCACUUGUUGGAUACUGUCAAGGGUUAGCCUUUUUAGUAGGUCCUUUACUGUUGAAUAUGCCCGAGCAACAAGCGUUCUGUGUGUUUGUGAGACUGAUGGAAACUUAUGAAAUGAGGACCAUGUUUACAUUAAACAUGGAAGGUUUACAGCUUAGAUUAUACCAAUUUUCAAGCCUGCUUGAUCAAAUAUUACCCGAUUUAUCUGAAUUUCUGACACUUCAUGAAGUGAAUGUGCCUAUGUAUGCAUCCCAAUGGUUUUUGACAUUGUUUGCUUAUGCAUUCCCUAUGGAACUUAUCUUACGUAUAUAUGAUAUCGUGUUUGCAGAAGGUGCAGCAGAGACGAUUAUGCGAGUAUCCAUUGCGAUGAUGAAGCGGUCCAAACAGAGGAUUAUGCGGUUCACAGAAUUUGAAGAUAUCUUGGACUUUUUAUCCAACAAACUGUAUGAUGCUUAUAACAACGAUCCAGGGCAAGUCAUUUCAGAUGCAGUGCAGUUGAGUAAUGUAAUUACCAAGGAAAAGCUAGAUCAUUUAGCAGAGACCUACGUGACAGAAAUAGAAAAGGAACAAAAACAGACAGAGCAGGUGCUUGCUGUCCGAUUCAAUUUCUGGUCAAAAUCAAAUGGUAGUCAUAACAACAGUAACGGCAGUAAUCGAAGUAGUAACAGUAUCAGUCGAAAGAAAAAGACAAUGUCUUGGUACAAUAGUGCACCCAAAAAGAGUAGUGAGUCCGAGAGAUCAUCCUUGAAGGAGCCAAGUGUAUCAGAAUUGCAUCAUCAGAUUGAAGAAUUACUAUCAGCCAUUUCACAGAUGCAAAGGGAAGCCGUUACGCUAAAAGAUGAAUUGAUGCAAGCUAAACUUGAUAAAAUGGAUGUAGAAGCAGAAAGAGAUGCUCUAAAAAUAACAAUAGAAAGCGCAUUUAAUAAUGUAAAAUUUGAAAAAGAGUGUAUGGAGCUACGUAAAGAGAAUUCAAGGUUGAAGCAAGAGAAGGAAGAGUUAGUUCAGCAACAAAUCAUGUCUAAAGAUGCAUUAAGUGCACUUGUAGAACGCAUGCUGGAUAUGAAGAAUAAGGUGGAUCAUUUGGAACAAGAGAAUAAGAGAAUAACUAGAGAAUGUCAGAUAUUAAAAAAAGAAAGGCCAAAGUCGAUAGCAUCAAUAUGCAAUAACAAUCACUCAUCAUCAUCUGUUUGCUCAGUACAUAAAUGCUAAAUUGAAAUAUAAAAUAAAAAGUGACAAAUGAUUAUCCUAAAUAUAUUAAACCAUAU
This is a messenger RNA of Rhizopus microsporus ATCC 52813, 1989 nucleotides long. Its product is annotated as TBC-domain-containing protein. The coding region runs from base 14 to 1933 and encodes 639 amino acids. The transcript has 4 exons. Lineage: Eukaryota; Fungi; Mucoromycota; Mucoromycetes; Mucorales; Rhizopodaceae. The record is from RefSeq and is a predicted model, not a curated record.